Messenger RNA from Theobroma umbraticum, 1577 nucleotides. Its product is annotated as ARM repeat superfamily protein. Lineage: Eukaryota; Viridiplantae; Streptophyta; Magnoliopsida; Malvales; Malvaceae. Gene Ontology annotation, molecular function: protein binding. The record is from RefSeq and is a predicted model, not a curated record.
GGGUUCUUCGGACAAAGAGACCCAAAAACGCAAUCCAAAGAUAAAAAGGGCAGGAAACCGAGACACCAAACCCUCUCUAUACAGAACAUCAGCUGCAGCUUCACAGCUUUGAGAAAGAACCCAAAAAGGAGGAAGGAAAAAAAAAAUGGGUCAUGACCAAGAGGAGGAGGAGACACCACCAGCAACCCCAACGACAACGGCCAGCACCGACAGCAAAGACCAAGAAGAAGAAACUUGGAACCACCAGAAACAAACGCUCAUACUAGAGCUUUCGGAGAAGCUCAUAAAUGGAGAUCUUCAGGCCAAGAUUGAAGCUGCUAGAGAUAUAAGAAGAGUUGUCAGAAAAUCAUCUGUUAAGACACGUUCUAAGUUUGCUGCUGCUGGUGUUAUUCAGCCUCUUGUUUUCAUGCUUUUGUCUCCUAAUCUUGAUGCACGGGAAGCUUCUCUUCUUGCUCUCCUCAAUCUUGCUGUUAGAAAUGAAAGAAACAAGGUCAAUAUAGUGACAGCAGGGGCUGUCCCUCCUCUUGUAGAGCUUCUCAAAUUGCAAAACAGUGGUUUGCGAGAAUUGGCCACAGCAGCAAUAUUAACACUCUCAGCUGCUGCACCUAACAAGCCCACAAUUGCAGCCUCUGGGGCUGCACCCCUGCUGGUUCAAAUCCUUAGCUCUGGAAGUGUUCAAGGAAAAGUUGAUGCUGUUACUGCCUUACACAACCUGUCGACCUGCAAAGAGAAUUCCAUUCCUAUUCUUGAUGCUAAGGCAGUUUCCCCACUUAUCAACCUCCUCAAAGAAUGCAAGAAAUAUUCCAAGUUUGCUGAAAAAGCAACAGCCCUUCUUGAAAUCCUUUCUAAAUCUGAAGAAGGGCGAGUUGCAAUCACUAAUUCAGAUGGUGGGAUUUUAACCUUGGUAGAGACUGUUGAAGAUGGCUCUCUUUUCAGCACACAGCAUGCUGUUGGAGCUUUACUUUCUUUGUGCCAGAGCUGCCGAGAAAAAUAUAGGGAACUCAUUCUUAAAGAAGGUGCAAUCCCAGGGCUUCUGCGACUGACUGUAGAGGGCACGAGCAUAGCUCAAGAAAGAGCUCGCACUCUCUUGGAUUUGCUCAGAGAUACUCCUCAGGAGAAGAAAUUGGCUUCCUCUGUUCUGGAGAAAAUUGUGUAUGAUAUUGCUACCCGUGUAGAUGGAGCAGAUAAAGCUGCUGAAACUGCCAAGAGGUUACUGGAAGAUAUGGUUCAAAGAAGUAUGGAACUCAGCAUGAAUCGUAUCCAACAUAGAGCUGCAUCUUGCACACCUGCCAAAGUUCCAUCUGCAUGAUGCGUGCUUUCUGCGCAGGAAGCAAGUACACCAGUUCAAAUUUGUGUCCCAUCUAAGAGAGUGGGAAUCAAUAGAGUAAAAUAUCUGGAUUAGGUUUCACUAGGAGUUUUUACCUUUGGGAGGUGCUAUUUACUACCUCAUGGGUGUGUGUUGUACAUCUUGGCCCUGAUCCCUGUGUAUAUAUAAAAAACCUCUCUGUUAUAAUACAUGUACAUUUCCACUGAUGAAAUCAUAGGAGAGGCAGCACUGAAUUAAGGUUGUGACCGAA